CGGAGCUUCAGCUUCAAGUGGGCCAUCACUACUUCGAAGCUUCGACACACAGGACAUAUCACCACUCACAGAGAAAACGAAGUGUUCUUCACGUGGGUUUCAUCCAAAUGGCAGAGAAGUGGCAGCCGCAGUGUGGCGUCGAGUUAGAGCCGAAUCAGUUUUACUGCUCGGUAUGUCUGGACCUGCUCAAAGAUCCCGUCACCAUCCAGUGUGGACACACUUACUGCAGAAGCUGUAUCGAGGGAUGCUGGGAGCAGGAAAAGGAGAAGGGAACGUACAGCUGUCCUCAGUGUAGGGAGACCUUCAGUCCAAGGCCUGUCCUCGGGAGGAACACCAUGCUGGCUGAGGUGAUAAACAAAGCCAGCAUGUCUUGCCUGACCUGCUUGGCAUCGUACUGUCCUGCUCAUCUUGAGCCUCACCACAGUUUUCCUGUGCUGAAGCUUCACCAGCUGGUGUCUGCUACAGUGCCACUUAAGGAAAAAAUGUGCACAAAGCACAACAAGCUGAUGGAGGUUUACUGUAAGACUGAUCGAAGAUGUAUCUGCUAUUUGUGCACCAUGGACUAUCACAGGGACCACUCAACAGUGUCAGCUGCAGCAGAAAGAGCUGUGGAGCAGGUAAAACUUAGUGAGAACCAGAAUGCAGUCAAGCUGAGAUCCCAAGAGAGACAAGAUGAGCUGAAUGAGGUUGUCAAGGCUGUGAAGGACUUCGAGAUUUGUUGUCAGACUGCAGUGAAGUCCAAUGACGAGCUCUUUGACGAGCUGAUCUCCUCCUUCCAAAACAAACGUGCUUUAAUAAAGGAGUUGAUUGAAGCUCGGAGGAAAACUGCAAUAGCUGAGGCAGAAGAUCUGCAGAUGCAGCUGAAGGAGGAGAUAGCCAAGCUGAGGAGAAGAGAUGAUGACCUGGAGCAGCUUUCUCACACAGCUGACCAUAUUCAUUUCAUUCAGAUCUUCAAGUCUCUCUCAAUCUCAUGUGAAUCUCCAGACUUGCCAUCAGGCGCUGUUGUUCGUCCUAAACGUUCAAUGGAAGCGGUGUCUGACUAUGUGUCUGACCUGACAUAUGACAUGCAAAACCUUCUGGAGACCACAUGGCCCAAAAUCUCUGCCACAGUGUCUGUUACAGAUGUUGUGCUGCCACCUGUGCCAAAGACCAGGGGAGAGUUAUUGCGUUAUCACUGUCCUCUAACACUGGAUCCCAACUCGGUCAACAAAUGCUUUGUCAUUUCACAAGAAUCUAAACGAGUGACGAGUGACUCCAAAGAGAAAUAUUAUGUAUCUCACUCGGACAGGUUCAGAAUUGUGAAGCAGGUGCUGUGCAAAGAGGGUUUAACAGGGCGGUGCUAUUGGGAGGUCAGUUGGAGUGGUGGCGCCUGGUCAGUGGCAGCAUCUUACAAAGACAUCAGCCGAACAUCAUCUGACUCAGAAUUUGGGAAGAAUGACAAGUCCUGGUGUUUGGAGUGCUCUGCAGAUGGUUAUACUUUCAGACAUAACUCAGUGACCAAGGCGGUGUCAGGUCCUCAUACCUCUCAGAUUGGCGUGUACCUGGAUUACAGGUCAGGUACUCUGUCGUUUUACAGCAUCUCUGACACCAUGACUCUGCUUCACAAAGUGUGCACAGUAUUCACUCAGCCUCUCUAUCCUGGCCUUGGGCUGAAGGAAGGAAGCUCUGGCUGUUAUGCAGAAGUGGAAAAGUUGAUGGUGGUGAUGCCAACUUUUUUACUUCUACCAUGUUGAGUAAUGUCUUUCAAGACCUAAUAUAAGCAGUGUAGAAACCUGUGAGUACAAGUGAGCUCAUUGAACUUGUUUGACACUUACAGGGAGUGCAGAAUUAUUAGGCAAGUUGUAUU
This is a messenger RNA of Pundamilia nyererei, 1846 nucleotides long. RefSeq names its product tripartite motif-containing protein 65-like. Lineage: Eukaryota; Metazoa; Chordata; Actinopteri; Cichliformes; Cichlidae. Bases 108 to 1733 code for a protein of 541 amino acids. The record is from RefSeq and is a predicted model, not a curated record. The transcript has 8 exons. Gene Ontology annotation, molecular function: protein binding; zinc ion binding.